Molecule: messenger RNA, 2030 nt
Organism: Tigriopus californicus
Lineage: Eukaryota; Metazoa; Arthropoda; Copepoda; Harpacticoida; Harpacticidae
Product: protein phosphatase PTC7 homolog
Exons: 3
Coding region: 237-1409 (390 amino acids)
Source: RefSeq, a predicted model, not a curated record
AAUUCAGCAGUCCUUGAGGAAGGUCCGCUGUUGUAACUUGGAGGUGGUACAAAUAUAGUGUUUCCAUUCGAGAACCCAAGAUCUUGUGAAGAGUGAUUAAAAUUAACUAUAUUGCAGAUUUAUUAUGAUGAAUUACUAGACCAUUAGCAGAAAAUCAGGCCUCAAUUCAUUCAGAACUCAGAGAACUCAUUGUGUCGGUGACGAGCUCCAAUUUAAAAAAGCAUGCUGCAUCAGCCAUGAAAUCCUCCAGAGCUUUGAGAAUGCAAACCACCUUGGGAUGCUUGAGUCGUCUGGUCUCAAGGUCAUUCGUGAGCGGUGUGGUCAACACCAAGGAGCCCUGUCACGCCCAAAACCCCCAUGGCCCUCCCUCAGAUCAGACUCGUUUAGUGACGGCCGUGAGUGGCUUUCCCAAGCAAAAAACCGGCUACAACAUUGAUCACAUUCUCAAAGGUCAGAUUGGCGAAGACGCCUAUUUCGUGGCACGCCAUGUGGACGAUUGGAACAACAAUCUCGUGGAUGAGACCAUGCCGCAGUAUCUCCUCCAUCCCGAGGCCAAUCGAGGCCAAGCCUCACCCGCCAAAUCCCCCUCCAACCGCGCCAAUACCGCCAAUACAACCAGUUCUCCCAUGGUGGCGAGUAACGCCGGCGUCCAAUCUCUGCGCAAUAGCUCGUCCAAUUCGGCGGAUGUGAUAGGCGUGGCGGAUGGCGUGGGCGGUUGGCGACAAUAUGGCGUGGAUCCUGGUCUGUUCAGCUCGCACUUGAUGAAGAACUGCGAGCGAUUGGUCAAAGCCGGCUAUCUGGUGUCCAAUCAUCCGGCGAAACUCCUGGCUCAAGGCUUCCGUGAGAUGAAAGAGUGCAAACAGCAAAUCAUGGGCUCGUCCACGGCUUGUGUGAUGAUGCUGUCGCAUGCGGAUCUGAAGUUGUACACGGCCAACAUCGGGGAUAGUGGGUUUUUGGUGGUGAGAAGGGGGGAGGUGGUGCAUCGAUCUCAAGAGCAGCAGCAUUCCUUCAAUACGCCCUUCCAGUUGUCGUUGCCGCCCAGUGAGAUGGCUUCGGAUGUGUUAUCGGAUCACCCCGAAUCGGCUGACAGGUACGAAUUCAAUGUUGAAGAUGGUGAUGUGAUCAUGUUGGCCACGGAUGGGAUCUUUGACAACGUCCCGGAUUCCUUGCUCGUGGACGAGAUCAGUGCGAAAGUGUCCUCACCCGACUUGGUGGCGCCCUCUCACGACGAGCUGACCGCUCGAUUGCAACAAUGCGCCAAUAGCAUCGCUCUGAUUGCCCGGAAGCUGAGCCAAGAUCCGGAUUUCUUGUCGCCCUUCGCUCAAAACGCUCGCGCUAACGGCUUCCGAAUGAGUGGAGGCAAGGAAGACGAUAUCACGGUUCUUCUGGCCGCAGUGAGGAUUUCGUGAAAGUCAAAGUCUAGAAAGAAAGAAAGACUUGCGUCUUAGACCAGGAGAUUCAUAGGCUAACAGACAGACAGACAGUCAGAGACGCAUUCUCACCAUCUUAGUGCAACCACUUGUAUAUUAAGUUUCACGCAUGUGAUGUGUAAGCCGUGCCAUAAAACUAAGAGACGCAAAGAGGCGUGUCGAAUCAUUCGAAUAUACAUGCCUAUAUAUAUAUAUUAUCUUCCUGUUCCUUCCAUCCGACCUUUCUCGCUUGCUUGGCCUUCAGAUUGGGUGAGGUCCUGACCGACCUUGAGGUGCUCCCGUUGCUUGGCAAGGGCGUUCUCCUGGAUAUUGCUGACGACCACAUGCACCCUAAACCUUAUUGAUCUCAAAAAUCUGUCAAAAUAUAUCCAGGAAGCGAACCAAAUGGAACUCUGAGCCUAAUAAUACAUACAUAUGUAAUAUCAUAUUAUAUCCCCGAUCACGGUUUCCUGCGGCUGGACACAUCUGUUGGAGGGGGCGGCUCUCGAGAAAACGGCGUUUUAAGGCACAUGUGUACAGUAUGAAAUGUCCGUUGUGAACAUGGAACACAAUUUGUACGUGCUAUUAUAUUAGAAAUACAUAUUCUGCCAUAAAAAGCAA